CCAUUUUUUGUGCCUCAGUUGGAGUAAAUGCCCAGCUGCCGCCGCCGUGGCCUCUGACAGCUGCUCUGUCUUUCACAAAUCCUUGCCCAGUUCUCUACGAAUUUCUACUUGUCGAUUGAAUCUCUGUUCCAUAUAUUGCGGCCACCGCGCCCGUGCCUCUCCUUUCACCCCCCAUACGUUAAAUUUCACAAAUUGUACAUGCUCAAAUGUCUGUUCACGGGCACAAACAUACAUUUUCCGUGACCCAAAACCACAAAGCUCAGUUAGCUAACGCCUAUAACGAACUCGGGAAGGAGCUGUCGUCCCAAAGAAUCAGGAUUAUCGGAAAUUACACCUUAGGAAAGGUCAUCGGCGAAGGAGCCUACGGCAAGGUGCGCAUAGGGACCCAUCGCCUCACGUCCAACCGUGUUGCCAUAAAGCAAAUUCCGAAAGCUAUGUCCGCUUCCCUCACCCGCGAAAUUCAUCACCACCGCCAGUUACAUCAUCCACAUGUCACCCAAAUGUACGAAGUCAUCGCCACGGAAUCAUAUAUCUGGAUCGUUACUGAGCUUUGCUGUGGUGGAGAACUGUUUGACUAUCUUGCAGAGAAGGGCAGGUUGUCCGAGGACGAGGCCAGAAUUAUUUUCGGACAGCUUUGUCUCGCUGUAGCGUACCUUCACGACAAGGGUAUCGUCCAUCGAGACCUCAAGUUGGAGAACGUGCUCUUGGAUGAGAGAUGUCGUGUUAAACUCGGCGAUUUUGGAUUCACACGCGAGUACGAGAGGGGUGUAUAUAUGGAGACUUUCUGCGAAAUGUUAAAAGGAACACGGUACCUUGGCCCAGAAGUCGACGUGUGGUCAAUGGGCGUCAUCCUAUAUUGCCUCUUGACAGGAACUCUACCAUUCGAUGACGACGACGAGGCUGUCAUGAAGGAAAAAGUCAUUCGGGGGAAGUCAACAGACGCCCGUGAUCUCAUCGGUAACAUCUUGCAGAUGGACCCUUCCAAGCGACUUACUAUCCCUCAAAUACUUUCUUCACCGUGGUUUACGACUAAGGACGAAACAGCGUCCAAAGAAGAGCCCGUGACGCCAUCUGUGUCCGACACACCUUCCUUAACAGUGCGACCGACCACUAUAUCAGAGUGCCAAGAUAUUGGCCUUCCUUCAGCUUCUUCGGCAACCUCGAUGGUGUCGGACGCUACUUUCGUUUCAGCCACUUCCAAUAUCUCGCAGCCCUUAACUUCUGACAGUGCCCUCGAAGAUCCAUUCCUCUCAAAUGACGGACCUUCUGUGCAAAUUCAUCCCAAUCCCAGUCAAAGUACUCUUACAAAAGGUGAUCGUGUCACCAGAAACGGAUCGGCGUGGCAGCCUGGAACCACCAUUGAAGAAGAAGACUCUGCGCCGUCAAUGCGAACCAAGCGUCGUUCCGUGUCAUCUGGCCUCUCUGAAAAUGGGGCUCAGUUUGACUCUCCUAUUCCACUGUACCCACCGCAAGAUUUUGCCUCGCUUCUGAACACGCCCACUCCGAUCAUUUUUUCUACCCCUGCUGAGAGAGAACUCCUCAACGCUUUGAGUGCCCUUGACGCUUGCGACGCAGCUGGUGCCAUUUGGUGGAUGCUUAUGCGCAAACACGAGAAACGCAUCGUCGAUGAAGUACGUGCCUCUUCCACGGAAGGCCCGGCCCCUCAGUCUGAGCACCAUCCAAGUUCGCGGAGACGCGUCAAACGUGAUGUUUCUGUUCAGACGGAUGAAUCGGGGCGGCUCGCUCCUGAGUUUGCAGUCGUACCUCCGACACCCACGGCCAAUGCCAUACCAAGACCUUGCACGCCUCCACGUGCGAAGUCGCCUUUUUUGUCGCCAUCACCAACUACGGCGGAAUCUUCAGGUCGCGGAAGCACAAGAGGUACAGAGGGGAAGGACAAAGAUCCCCUGAAGCAAAAGAGAGAUGGGAAAGUCCGAUCUGGGAGUAUCAGUAUUAUGCAGCGUGCGACAACUGCACUUGGUGCUGCCGGCCUCGUGAGGAAGAAGUCAGCCGAUGGAGUCAGGGAGGAGCGGGAAAAGACGAAAGACCACGAGAAGAAAAUCUCAGGCGACGAUCCUCGCUCCUCGCAUGGCAGCAGCGGGUCUGCGAAGUUAACAAAGUCGCCGCCGGUGAGAGCGAGGGAAGGUCCUGCAGUACCCACCUCCCAGACAUUGGAAUCGUCGGCCAUUCCUGGUUCACCUUGGGUUGUAGCGGGUGGUCGAACUUCUCCAAUGCAAGGCCAGACGCCGACCCCUGCGGCUUCGCCGGGCGACACGUUGACGUCACUACCGAACUUCAAUGAGGAUGGCUCGCGCAUAGGGGCCCAUCGUAGCCGUGCGAGUAUCUUGUCGACCCUACGCCUUUGGUUCAACGAGGAUAGGAAGGGCAAACGCAAGGAGCCUGCGCAGCUUCCUCAGAGUACUAGUCGUGAACUAAACUAUUCUCGUACUGUGGUCGGUCCGCCACCUGCUUCCGUGGCUAAGACACCCAAAGUUCCCGUUAAAAGGCGGACGAGUGACUCUGGGCGUGGUCGUCGCGUCAAACGCGCAUCCGUUUCCUCUCGCCGUUCAAGUAGUGUGAACUCUCGAAGGUCGUCGGUCAACUCUACACAGGUGUUCGUGCUCGACCAAUCACAUCUGGAGCAAAUACCGUCUGUGAGGUCCUUCGGCGGUGACACGCCCAACUCGGAGAGAGGUGAUCCCUCGUCGCGGCCUUCGUCAAUACAGAGCUUCUCUCACAAGGGCAAGCAUCGCAAGUCACCAUCUACAGGGUCGAAUGGAUCUACCUAUUUUCGCGCCUCUUCCCCAUUACCGAAAUAUCAUCAUCGUCGGCAUGGGUCGUCAUCGUCGACGAGGGUGGUGCGGCAGGUUCCAACUACUCCAGUCAGCACCUCCCGUCCCCAACAUAAUCGUACCAACUCGGCUGCAUCAUCAGCCCAUUCGCUUACGUCAUCUCGACCCGCUUCAUUCUAUGAGGUGUCAGAAGGUGAGGGUACACCAUUCAGGGGUUAUCCUUCUCGGAAGUCGGACGACAGCACUCCAAGACGUGGUGCUGGCACAUUCAUAGCACAGAAGCGAUUGACACCAUUUACGAGCCCGCAUGGUUCUGGUACUAUUGGACGUACAUCGUGGAAAAAGAGCUGGGGUAACGAACCACCUGGUUGGCAAAGUCGGAGUACGCAUCUACCUGUUGAAGUGCUUGUUAUCUCUCCCGCCCCAGACAUCCGAGACGUAUUUAGUGCUGGCGGACGGCCGAGCCUGAGUUUGGGAGACGAAAGUGAUUGGGUAGAUGAGGACGAGGACGUCCCGGAGUUUGCAGGGGUUCCGUCGAGCGCAAAAACAAAUCCCACUCCGCUCGUUUUGUCAUCUCCACGAAGCCAUCAUUCUCGUGGUCGGACAACAAAGACUCGCACGGGCGGUGUUGGUAGAGGGGGUCGUGCCAAGGGUGGUCAAUCCCCGGUCGGGAGGGUUUCACCUGCCCCUCCGAGCGAAUUGACAUAUGAAGCACCAGAGACAAGGGGAGGAAGAUGGCAACUUCCGGGUGUGCGAGGACCCGCUUUCAGACAUGCCAUACAAGAGGAGGAUGAAGAGGAGGAGGAGUAAGGUGAGCCAUGUAGACGUGUUCCAUUAGUUCCGGUCGGACUUGUUUGGUGGUGUCUCUCCCCUUCCCUUCCAUAUCUUGGUUACGUUGCUCUCCAUUCUGCUUUGUUUAAUGCUCCUGACGGGAAUGAACUCCACGCUGCGACUCUCAAAGUUACCUGCGUCAUUUUUUCAUAAUGAACUAUCCUCGUUUUGGCGUUCCAACCUUUGCCAUACAUAUCUUGAUGGAUUACGAACAUAUUAUUAUUGAUACCCGUCUGUUACUACACAGCUACUAUUCCGUUUUCCGCCAGGUCGCGUGCCUCUUUCCUUCUAAUCUUUUUUUUUGUCUUGUUUGUCGGUAUGUUUUACUUUCAUGUUUCAUGUGAACCCUAUGAGGAUGCUCUGGUUAUUUAUGAAGGUAGAAUAGUUAUGCAAUGUGCUUAGAUAAUACAUUGUCGCGGUGUGACAUGUCG
Molecule: messenger RNA, 4054 nt
Organism: Pisolithus orientalis
Lineage: Eukaryota; Fungi; Basidiomycota; Agaricomycetes; Boletales; Pisolithaceae
Product: Pkinase-domain-containing protein
Exons: 11
Coding region: 207-3602 (1131 amino acids)
Biological process (GO): intracellular signal transduction; protein phosphorylation
Cellular component (GO): cytoplasm
Molecular function (GO): ATP binding; protein serine/threonine kinase activity
Source: RefSeq, a predicted model, not a curated record